Andrographis paniculata is the source of this 1079-nucleotide messenger RNA. RefSeq lists its product as uncharacterized. The coding region runs from base 137 to 940 and encodes 267 amino acids. The record is from RefSeq and is a predicted model, not a curated record. The transcript has 3 exons. NCBI's taxonomy places the organism in Eukaryota, Viridiplantae, Streptophyta, Magnoliopsida, Lamiales, Acanthaceae.
GUCUCCAUUACAACCUCUGAAUUAAUCAGUUUCUGCUCUACUGUCGCGAGAAGGAAGAUAAAAGACAGAUACAUAUACUAAAUCGAAAUUAACAGACAGCCUGCGUGCCGGUGGAAUUUUUUUUUCCUCAACAGAAAUGGCGGUGACGAGGGUGGUUUUCGUGGUGGUGCUUCUGGCGGCCACGGCGGCGCCGGUGGCGCUGUCCUGGGGCGAGGACGCCGCCAAGGUGUUCGACGACGCGACCAGCGGUGCUAAAGACAUGUUUAACAGUGGAGAGGCAGACGCAAAAGCAGCUGCCGACAGCGUCGCCGAGAAGACGAAGGAAGCGGCGGCGAAGUCUACAGAGACACUGAAUUCAGCAGCUAAAGACACAUCUCAGUACGCAUCGGAGAAGGCCGGCGAGGCCAAGAGAAUUCUGGCCGACACAGCUCAAUCCGGUGAGGACAAAGCUAAGAACGCCUACAAUAAGGCCGCCGAGACGGCCGACAAGAUGACCGGCGACGCCAUGAAAAUGGCUUCCGACGCCACGCAAGCCGGCAAGGACACGGCAAGCAAUAUCUACCAUUACUCCGCCGACGAGACGAACAAGGCGAUGGGAAUGGCCGGUCAGGCCAAGGACGCCAUGGAAAAGCAAGCUGCGGAUGCUUACAACAAGGCCGCCGGACUCGCCGGCGACGCCAAGGAUGCAAUGAAAGAGAAGACCCCCGACCCCAGGACCGGCGAGACGAUCAGAAUGGCGGCGGAGAAGACGAACGAAGCCAAAGAUGCAGCUUAUGAUCAGUACAAGGAAGCAGCCAAAGAAGCUAACGACAAAUACGCAAACGCUAAGGAUUCCAUGGCGGAAAAGGCCAAGCGAGUUUAUGAAGCAGCUAAAGAGAAGUUUUCCGACGCCGCCGGAAAUUUCGGAGCUCGGUCCAGAGCGCCGGAGGCCGAGCUAUAAAUAUACAUACGUACAUAUAUAUAUAUAUUUAAAUACACAUCCUUUUGUUUCAUUUUCUUGAGAAUCUGCUGUUUAGGUUUAUAUUUUGCGAAAUAAGUGAUGGCUGACUCCAUGAACAAUACAUUCAAGCUUUUUGAUA